This is a messenger RNA of Candidozyma duobushaemuli, 744 nucleotides long. RefSeq names its product Stn1p (gene STN1). NCBI's taxonomy places the organism in Eukaryota, Fungi, Ascomycota, Pichiomycetes, Serinales, Metschnikowiaceae. The transcript has a single exon. The record is from RefSeq and is a predicted model, not a curated record. Bases 1 to 744 code for a protein of 247 amino acids.
AUGCUAGAGGUUUACGGCGUCCAGGGACUUGACGAGCAUGCUAAGGGGUGUGUCUUGGUGAACAAUUAUCCAAUAAAAACAGUGAAGAUAUUUGGACGCGUCUUAUCCUCAGUCCACAAGAACUAUGAUAUGAACGGCAGAGCCAAUCCUAAUAACUUCUACAUAAUAACAGUGGAUGAUUGCUCUGGGGACGUGUCUCAUAUCAACAUCAAGAUCCCAGAAAGUUGCAUCUUUGAGUCGUUUAAUGAGGAUUCGUUGGUUGAGAUUGUGGGUCAUGUUCUGUUCUUCCAGGACUACCUGCGACAAAUCAUUGGAGAAAGGUUGACCGUGCUCUCCAUAGGGCCAGAUCUAGCUGUUGAGAUUGAGUGCUGGAAACUCGUCUUAGCAACACGAAGACACCUAAAACACCCUUGGCAGUAUAAACCAGAUGUUGUACAACGGACAGAGCCCAGGGAGCCCAAAUUCUCCAAAAGGGACUAUUUGCAUAGACUCGAGAAGCAAAAUUUACGGAUCAUCGAUCCUGAAAGUCAGAUUCCACAAGUAUUGUCGGUCUCAGACAGCUUCAAUAUGGAAUUCAUCGAGGUGACCGACUCUGAUGUGCACGAGUCAUCAGAUGAGAUGCAACUACGACAAACACCUCGCCUUCACACACUCAAACCAGACAAUUCCAGUCAAUGCGACACUGAUAUCGAUGAAAAUUCGUCCCUUCCGUUUGAUGAACCCCUGAUUAUUGUACUAGACUAG